GUGCUAUUAGCCGUUUUAGAUUAUUGUUAAAUUGUUCAGCUUAGGCUUUAUGCGUACGGAUUCAUCCAAUCCAAAAGAAGCAAGAUAUGCCUCAGCAAAAUAAUGAAGACCAGCAGGAAAAUGAAGCAGAACCCAUAAAAUGUUGGAUCUGUCCGGCAAAACAUUUUAGAAGUGAGCAAGACUACGAACGACACACUCAGAACAUCCACAACGGCUACCGCUUCCGCUGCGAAGAGUGUCCAGGGCAGGUCCUUUUUAAGGAUGUCACCGAAGCGCGGCACCACGUGGACGACAAGCACGACAUCAACGCGAGGACAUGCCCGCAUCCUCAUUGUGACGAGCAGUUGACCAACGAAUUCAACCUGGUGCGUCAUUUACGGGAGGUCCACGGGGAGGUGCACCGAUUUCAGUGUGAGCUGUGCGAGGAUGUGGCGUUUGACGAUAGGGAGAGCUAUGAGGAUCAUGUUUAUGAUGAUCACGACGGCUUUCGCGUCAAGUGCCACAUUUGCCACCGGAUGUUGAAAACCAAGCUGAAAACCCACGUCGAGUACAUUCACUCGAGUGGGGCGUCGAAGGCCACGUGCAAGAUUUGCAGCAAGCAGUACAGCAGCAAGUACAAACUGAUGCGUCACAUGAAGAGCCACACGGAUCCGCGGGAUCCGGCGUUGUCGUUCCGCUGCGAACGGUGCGACGAAACGUUCGAAAGUUUGAGCAAGUUGAAUUACCACAAGACGAAGCAUCAAACGAAGGUGUUUCAGUGUGAUAAAUGUUCGAAAAUGUUUUACCGCAAUGCGGCGCUGGUUCAGCACCAGAAGGUUCAUGAAAGUCACGAAUUUGUGUGCCAAAAGUGCCUGAAAAGCUUCGCGAAUGCCGCGGCACUUCGGCGACACGCAGAAUCUCAUGUUAAAGAAAUUACUUUUAAGGCUGAAGGAAAGGUUGUUAAAUGUAAAAUUUGUGAGAAAACAUUUUCGAAUCAAGAUCAACUGAAUCAACAUGUGAUAUCAUACGAAGGAAAGGGUAAAUUAAAAUGUCAUAUUUGUGAUCAAAGUUUCAGAUCCAAGAAGGCCCUUUUAUCUCAUAUGAAAACGAAGGGAAUUCACGAUCACCUGGUAGAAGUUUCAAAAUAAUAAAAUAAUAUUGUAAUAAGAAUGCGAUACAUCACUUUGACAAAAAA
This is a messenger RNA of Culex quinquefasciatus (southern house mosquito), 1174 nucleotides long. Its product is annotated as zinc finger protein 501. Lineage: Eukaryota; Metazoa; Arthropoda; Insecta; Diptera; Culicidae. Gene Ontology annotation, biological process: regulation of transcription by RNA polymerase II. Gene Ontology annotation, cellular component: nucleus. Bases 87 to 1127 code for a protein of 346 amino acids. Gene Ontology annotation, molecular function: RNA polymerase II transcription regulatory region sequence-specific DNA binding; DNA-binding transcription factor activity, RNA polymerase II-specific. The record is from RefSeq and is a predicted model, not a curated record. The transcript has 3 exons.